This is a messenger RNA of Seminavis robusta, 2176 nucleotides long. NCBI's taxonomy places the organism in Eukaryota, Bacillariophyta, Bacillariophyceae, Naviculales, Naviculaceae. The record is from the annotation of a GenBank genome assembly.
CCACAAGCCUGUCCCCACAUCCCCCAUGGCUCAACAACAACACUUGCCAGUAUCAAUAGUCAGAAAACAGAGCCACCAUGAUGUUCCCACCCGAGCUGCGUUGCUCCAGCUUUGUGAUCAUUGUGGAUAAUGCACAUGCCCCGACCAAGGGAUUGCUGCAGCGAAUACGAAACCGAGAAAUGAUGGAGUUAUCGGCCUCACGAUGGAAUGCCACACCAGCCGCCAAUACAACCACACAGAGCAGCCCUGCUUCCUUGGACGAACCCACCACACCCACGAAUUUGGGACCCAAGGUGCCAUUGCGACAGAUCAGUCCUCCCGUCCAAAAGCGAGACAGCACCCAACAACCAAAGCUUGCAGCUCCGGCCACAUUGCCACCAUCACCAUCUGGCAGCCCCUCCUCGGAGUCCCGAAAAGGCAUCCCCAACAAGCCUGUGCGAAGUAAAAGCCCUCGCAUGCAACAGAGGGACUCCUCCUCCUCUUCAUUCGAGACAGAUUCGAAACCUGCCGCUACCUUACCCAUGUCGCCCAUGCUACCCGGUCGCCAUCAUCGUGCCAACCACGGCCACAGCACAGAUACAGCCUUGUCUCAAGAGCGCCCGCGAAUGCCACAACGCAAGAGGAGCCUGCUCAAGCAAGAACACAAGGAUGAAGAAGCUGCCAUUGGGCGAUUGUUGACAGCAGACGAGGAAGAUGACGAGGAGGAAGACGAAGAAGACACCCAGAACAUGGAUGCCUCGAUUGUCCUUACAGCACUAGAACAACAAGACAAAGGACGUCAUGCCUUGACCAGACGCCCCAGCCAGCUCGCCCGGCAAUCGAGCUUUGAGAUCUUGCCUGCUACCCUACCCACUCGUCAGUCAAGCUUUGAGUUGCGCCAUCGGGGCGCUUCGCCCCUUUCAGAGAAAGUCGUCAUGGAAAUCCUGCAUCAUCGCCAUCAUCCACGUCCUCUGUCUCCGGAACGAUCGCAGUCUUCCGCCAGCAUGCCAAACUUGUCUCGACGAGAUACACCCGAAGACCUCGCCGCACAAGUCGAACCCAAGCUACAUGUCUCCUUGCCCAACCUGUAUCUUUCGACGACGACGGGCCUCUCGGAUAGCCAAGAGACCGGCAAGCCACGAAGAUGCGCUCCAAGGUUGAAGGCCGCCUCUGCUGGAGACUUGGAUUCCGAACGACAUGCUCGCUUGAAAACCGAGGCUACCAUGGCAAAGCCAACUGGGUUUGACAAAGAAGAAGUUACCACUGCGGAUCAUCCAACUGCCCAACGGAUUGUCCCAUCAUCCAAGGUAUCCGCUGGUUCCUCAGUGCUGCUCACCAAGAACCAGCAGUUGCAAGGUCCUCCUGUCACCACUCCCAUGCCCCGCAAACCGAUGCGUCAAUGGAGUUUCAACUCCCAGUCAAGUGAGUCAUCGGCUGGCAGCUGCAAGGCCAGGCGCUUCCCCAUCUUUCGGCCUGGAGCUACCCGUCCCAGCUUGCCGGUCCGAAACUCGAGCUUUGACUUUACUGUGGAGCACGCAAAGUCCGCUCCACCUGUGGGCAAGCUACCGGGUCGUCAAUCCAGUUUCCCUGGGUUGCAUUCCACUUUUCAAAAGCUAUAGACGAUUCAAGUCGACUUAACUUUAGACAACAUUUACUUGCCAGCAUCUACUACCAGUAGUAUAAUAUAGUAUGAUACGGUGGGCUGCCUUCGAAAUCUGUAGCACCUUCGAAAUCUGUAGCAUCCCCGUUCUGUUGUGGCGUGCAUCGCACCAUCCGGGUGUAACUCGGCGGUUCCUAAGGUAUCACCACUGCUGCUGUGAAUGAUUCAUUCGUUGGAUCAAGCGUGUUACAAUGUUCCACCGCACCGCCUGCGGCUGCUUUUGAUGUGAGGUGACGCUUUACUUGGAUGUGUGAUUGGGUGUUGAAACCGUUCAAUUUUUAGGUUAAGCGGUGUCCAGGGGUUAGCCAGUCUUUGAUGGGUAGUUGAUGGGUAGUUGACGUUUGGUUGGUGUUGCUAUGGAGAGCAUUGGCUAGACAGCUUGGCUGGACAUGGGUCCCAGCUUGUUGAUGCGUUGUUAGAUUUAUGUUGCCGAGUUGGCUAUGAACACUGUUGCCAGAAGCUAUCCCAGAUCCCAGAUCAAAUCAACCAAGUGUCCUUUUAAAAUAAUUAAACAGUGGAGAGGGAGAAAAAGUUCAU